AUGCUUUUUCAGUCAUCACCUCUGACCAACAAUCCAGCACCAUUACCUUUACCUAAACAAUCCUCGCAAACACACUGCCCAAAGUUAAACAGCUCCCUUCCUGUUGCAAAUGAAGAUAAACCAAUACUUUUGUUAUGGUUCUGGCCUGAAAAUUACUAUUUUGACUUCAGUGAUUGUAAAACCUUUUACGGUAUUGACGGUUGUGAGUUGACGGAUAAAAGAUCUCUCUACAGCAGUGCAGAUGCCGUCCUUCUUUUUCACAAGGCCAUUAGUUGGGACUUGUCUAACCUUCCUCCAUCUCCUCGUCCUCCAUUCCAGAAGUGGAUAUGGUUUAAUGUAGAAUCACCAACCAACACACAGAAAAAACCAGGUCUGGAAAACCUGUUCAAUCUCACUCUUAGUUACAGAGAAGACUCUGACAUUCCUGUACGGUUGCGCUUGACCACAAAUAAGAAAGCUGAGGACUUUGAAAUUCCCAAAAAGGAAAAACUGGUCUGUUGGAUUGUAAGCAACAAUAUCCCUCAUACAGGCGUCAGUGCAAGGAACAGAUAUUUCCAUGAUCUUAACAAGCACGUAUAUGUGCAUGUGUACGGGAAGGCGUAUGGAAAGUUCCUGGAUUAUAAGGACUACUAUUCUACCAUAGCGAGCUGCAAAUUUUAUUUAUCCUUUGAGAAUUCUCUUCACAAGGACUACAUCACUGAGAAGUUAAAUGGGCCACUUGCAGUAGGUACUGUCCCUGUGGUAAUGGGUCCUCCCAGAAAGAAUUAUGAAAAAUUUGUUCCUGGUGGUGCCUUUAUUCAUGUGGACGACUUCCCAGAUGCAAAGUCACUAGCGGAAUAUUUGAAGCAGCUGAAUACGGAUGAUGAUGCAUAUCACAGGUUCUUUAACUGGAGGAAACAUUUGUCUGCAAGGCCUCAUUUAAUACAACAGAAUCAAGAGUUUAUUCUGGCUAUUUGCACUGCCUGUGAUCAUGUAGGAAGACACAAGGAAUAUAGAGAAGCUCAUGAUAUUUAUGAAUGGUUUUUUAACUAA
Messenger RNA from Myxocyprinus asiaticus (Chinese sucker), 1032 nucleotides. Its product is annotated as 4-galactosyl-N-acetylglucosaminide 3-alpha-L-fucosyltransferase 9-like. NCBI's taxonomy places the organism in Eukaryota, Metazoa, Chordata, Actinopteri, Cypriniformes, Catostomidae. The coding region runs from base 1 to 1032 and encodes 343 amino acids. The transcript has a single exon. Gene Ontology annotation, cellular component: membrane. Gene Ontology annotation, molecular function: alpha-(1->3)-fucosyltransferase activity. The record is from RefSeq and is a predicted model, not a curated record.